AUGGCGUCCCUCGCGGAAUUAUCUUCGCAUGAGCGGACUCGGGUCGAAGAUUAUUUAAAUGACAAAAUUCAGGUUUCUGCCGAUCUGGAGAGUUUAGAUUCGCUGCUAUCCAGUCUACGCGCGCAACAGGAGCUUCAGCGGAAGCAGUUAGCAGAAGCCAGCGAAGCGCUCUCAAAUGCGACAAAAGCCUCCAACGACCAUGCCGAAGCUACUCGAAAGCAAGCUGAGGCGUUCACCGCGGAGCAAGCGGACAUCGACCGACGAUUAAUGGCCAUCACACAAUCCGAAACUAGCGAUGAGGCAGUACGGAGUCUGGAAAAGAGCAUGGAGAAGCUCCAGCGACUUGAAUUAUCCAAGGGAUACGUGGAGUUGCUCAAGGAAGCCGAGGAAUUGAGCAAGCAAGCUUUGGCAGACAUUGCCUCCGAACCACGCGCCGCUUUGAAACCGUAUGCCCGACUACGAACCAUCGUUGGACUACUGAAGGAUGCCCAACCUGCUGCCGAGGGAGCGGCCCCCCAUCUUGUCGACUACACAGAAAAACUAGCCUCUGCAUUGAGGCGGCAGAUGAAGAAAUACUUUAGUGACCGGCUGCAGAAGACGCUGGAAGAAAUGAAAUGGCCAACGAGACAACUGAAUCUUACCGACGAGCUCUUGGCCCGGUGGAGGCAAGAUGUUGAACUGUUGAUCGACCUGCAACUACCUGAACUUCCAAGUCGUGAUGCACUGGCUUCCGGGCUAAAUUUCGAGUCACCAGUCCUGUUCCCAUUAGAGGUUAUGGUGCAUCAUCUGGAUCUCCGAUUCAAAUAUCACUUUAGUGGAGACAAGCCAACGAACCGACUGGAUAAGCCUGAAUAUUUCCUCUCGCACAUAAUGGACCUUGUCAAUCAAUUCGGCGGAUUUUUCGUCUCUUAUAUGCAGCCCAUCUUCGAUGAAAGGGCCGAAGCAGUCGGUCCGAGUCUGGAAUGGAACUUUUACAAUGCAUCGCACAGUUACAUUACUGCAUUGCUUCCUAUGCUGAAAGAGAAGAUCAGCUUGUUCCUCCCUCAAAUCUCAGACUACCCUCAAUUGCUCAGCCACUUCAUUCAUGAACUGAUGAACUUUGAUAAUGAGAUCCGAGAAACAUGGAACUAUAUGCCAGAUCCAUAUGCGGACGACAAUUGGAAGGGCAUGACCUGGGAAGUGUUGACCAGACAGGGCUGGUAUGAUCGAUGGCUUCAGGUUGAGAAGGACUUUGCGCUGGCGCGAUACAAAGAUAUCAUCGACACCGCGGACAGCGGAGAAAUCGAUUACGAUGGCAUGGAACCCACUGCAACGAAACCAACAAAGGCUGCGAUUCGCGUGAAUGAUCUUCUCGAAACUAUAACCGAGCGCUACCAGCCUCUGUCAUCUUUUAGUCAGAAGUUGCGGUUUCUCAUCGACAUUCAAAUCGCGAUUUUCGACCAGUUCCAUGAGCGUCUCUAUUCUGCACUAGAGGCCUACCUCGCAAUGACAUCGACGAUUGGACGCACUGUACAGGGAGCUGGCGGGCAAGCUAGUGUCGAGGGUGUCGCCGGGCUGGAGCGGCUUUGCAGGGUAUUCGGAAGUGCCGAAUACCUCGAAAAGAAGAUGGAGGAUUGGAGCAAUGAUGUGUUCUUCGUUGAGCUCUGGUCCGAGCUUCAGGAUCGGGUUCGACAAAACCGAGACAGCGGUCGCAACGUAGCUGGUACUAUGUCUGUCGCAGAGGUAGCGUCGCGUACCUCACCCGCAGUCACCAACAACAACGGCGCCCAAACUGCAACCUCAUCCGAUGGCGCUCUUUUCGAUGAGACGGCAUCUGCUUACCGCCGUCUCCGACUUCGCUCGGAAGCUAUCAUCACAUCAACCUUGUCCUCUAAUAUCAUCGCUGCUCUGAAACCCUAUUCUCGCGUAUCCACAUGGGCAACGCUGUCAACCCCAUCUGCUACAGCGACAGCAUCUUCCCUCUCACCCACUUCCGAUCUCGCCCAUGCAAUGCGGAUCUUGUCCACGCAGCUCUCCUUCCUCUCUCGCGCACUGGGAACUGUGCCUCUACGACGAGUCUCCCGCCAGCUCCUGUUGUCUGUCCAAAGCUAUAUCUGGGACAGCAUCCUGACCAAACACACCUUUUCUGAGACUGGAGCGGCACAGCUUGCCAGCGAUGUCGACCAUCUCUGUCACGUUGUUGAUUCUGCACUCGGCGCAGCUAGCUCUGCGGGCAUCUCAUUCCGAACCAUCAAAAAGCUCAGCGAGGGACUGCGUAUACUUUGCUUGAGUACGGCCGAGCAAGAAGACGUCCCUGCAAAGGAGGACCCGGCUUUAAGGCUAUGGGAUGUGGAGAAGAGGCUGUUUAGGGAUAAUGAGAGUGCACGGAGUGUGCUUGCUGAAUUGGAGAUAGACUCUCUAUCGGAAGCUGAGGCUCGGUCCGUGUUGGAACGUAGGGUCGAGAUUGGCAGUUGA
Penicillium vulpinum is the source of this 2454-nucleotide messenger RNA. RefSeq names its product RINT-1 family protein. Lineage: Eukaryota; Fungi; Ascomycota; Eurotiomycetes; Eurotiales; Aspergillaceae. The record is from RefSeq and is a predicted model, not a curated record. Gene Ontology annotation, cellular component: Dsl1/NZR complex. The transcript is spliced from 5 exons. Gene Ontology annotation, biological process: endoplasmic reticulum to Golgi vesicle-mediated transport; regulation of ER to Golgi vesicle-mediated transport; retrograde vesicle-mediated transport, Golgi to endoplasmic reticulum. Bases 1 to 2454 code for a protein of 817 amino acids.